AAAUGGUCAAACACUCCAUUGCAGCGCUACCUGAUGUGCAUAUGUGUUGUCAAAGAAUCUUCCUCAUUUGCUGUUAAUUUAUUCAGGGAAAGUAAAGGAUAACAAACUGAGACUCCCUGGAGGGAAAAUGGAUGCCGAACAACGAAGUCCAGAUGAAAGACUUGAUUACACAAAUGAUUAUUAUUAUAACAGCAAUGACUCGGUGGAUACAGAUGAAGUAUGCGAUCUGGGAACCGUUCAAUUUAGACUGGUCUUAGUUCCAGUAUUCUUCUCUGCUGUGGUGAUAGUCAGUAUCCUCGGCAACAUAUUAGUGAUGGUCCUUUUGGCUAAAUAUGAAAAUCUCCGCUCUCUCACUAAUGCAUUGAUCCUGAACCUGGCCGUGUCAGAUCUGAUUUUCACUGUUGGUUUACCCUUCUGGGCCUACUACCACUUGUAUGGUUGGAAUCUAGGGGAGACGGCUUGCAAAAUAGUUUCUUUUAUUUUCUAUGUGGGCUUCUACAGCAGCGGUAUCCUCCUCAUCUUGAUGACUGUUCAUCGCUACGUGUCCGUCAUGAGGCCUCUGUCGGACCUCGUGACCUCCAGGGGUUACGUCGGUGUCCUGGCCUCUGUGUUCAUCUGGACCCUGGGCUUCUUGGCCGCCUUGCCGGCCUUGUUAUUUACCAGUGUGAAUGAAAACAUGUGCGAGUAUGCGGAUGCAUACUGGAAGGACUUUGGCAUCUACCAGCAAAACAUAAUGUUCUUAGUGACUGUGGUGAUCUUCUGCUUUUGUUAUGCUCAGAUCCUCUGCAGACUAAUGCACUCCCGUGCACAGAGAAGGAGGCACAGGACUCUCAAGCUAAUCUCCACUCUUGUUAUGGUUUUCUUUGUGGGCUGGGCACCAUACAAUGUUCUCAUAUUUCUACGAUCUGUAAGAGAGAUUAAGGAUUGCGAAGACUACAAAAGAUUGGGCUAUGCAUUUUACAUCAGCCGGAUGUUGGCUUAUUCGCACUGUUGCCUCAAUCCUGUGUUCUAUGUGUUUGUUGGGGUUAAGUAUAAGAAUCACAUGAAGAGAAUGCUGAGAGGUUGGGAGGGAGAGAGAGACAUCGACUGCUUGCCAUGAAGCUAUUAGCCAACAGUGACAUUGAGGAAACACCAUUGGACCCUAAUCUUCUCAUGGGGCGCAGUUUCAUCGACAACCAAAACGGGACAGAAUCUUUUUAUUUAGUUCCUGAUAGAUCUAAAAUAUUGUGUGGAGCAAUGAUUUACGUCAUUUUCAUCCUCAGUAUCAUAGGAAAUACGCUCCUCUUCCAUGCUCUUUUCUGCAACAUGAACGUGAAGAAUGUCACCAACAUGUAUUUCCUCCACCUUGCCUGCUCGGAUGUAGCCUUAACAAUCGCCCUGCCGUUCGCAGCCACUGGGCUGAUCAACGGUUGGUCCUUUAGUGAAUUAAUCUGUAAGCUUGUUGUAAGUUUAUAUUACUGUGGGAUGACCUCAAGUAUCAUACUAUUGACCGCCAUAUCAGUGGAUCAGUUCAGCACUGUUGUCAUCCAGAAUGGUUGCAUCGUCCCAGUGAAGAGACGAAGGUGUGCCAUCGGAGCCUGUACGGUGACCUGGAUGGUCAGCCUGGCUGUGGUUGUCCCUUGCCCCUUCUAUUCAAAGGUAGUGAGGCUAGAGGAUGAAGCUAUGUGUUUUUCUCACCAAAUUCACGCCUUUUUUUCUCUGCUCUCAAUCUGCUUGUUUGCCGUCAUUGUGUUCUGCUAUUCGGCAAUUCUCUGGACCACGGUGAGGGCUUCAACCAGAAAGAAGCUCAGGACUGCAUCCCUCGCAUUAUGUAUAUCUGUAGCCUUCUUUGUUUGCUGGGCUCCUCAUACUAUAUUGAUGAAAACAAGUUCCAAGGAGUUGGAUUUGAAGCAAACAUUUGCAUAUCAUGUCACGUUUAUAGUGUCUCUUUCUCAUUGUUGUAUCAAUCCCAUGAUCUAUAUGAUGUCACAGAAGUACCGUAAACAUGUACAGAGUGUCUUUUGUUGUGAAAAGGUGCACACAAAGAGAUAGAGAUAGAGUUAAUUAUCGUAAUGUUUAAUGGGAAUGCAGGGUGUGAAUGCAUGGUAUAUUGUAUAUGGAGUGGCAUGCUAUUCUUUUAUGGCCAAUGUGGUCAUUGUUGUGCAAAUAUUAUUAACCUGCGAAUGUAUGCAUACAAAGAUUGUUGCUUGAUGUUUUAAUAAAAUAAGAAAUCCUA
Molecule: messenger RNA, 2215 nt
Organism: Gadus morhua (Atlantic cod)
Lineage: Eukaryota; Metazoa; Chordata; Actinopteri; Gadiformes; Gadidae
Product: chemokine XC receptor 1
Exons: 4
Coding region: 128-1099 (323 amino acids)
Biological process (GO): immune response; calcium-mediated signaling; G protein-coupled receptor signaling pathway
Cellular component (GO): membrane; external side of plasma membrane
Molecular function (GO): C-C chemokine binding; C-C chemokine receptor activity
Source: RefSeq, a predicted model, not a curated record